AUGGGGGAUAGGCAAGCAGAUCCCGUUCCAACACCAAUCACGCCGCCAUCGAUACAGAGUCUCCCAACAGUCUCACUUUGGGCUCCAAUCGUGCUUGGUUUGAUUGGUUCAUCAUCACAGCUGCGUAUCGCAAGCAGGGACCAAGUAACACAGGAUGAUGAACUGGGGAGAGAAGUGGAGUCCUUGAUAAGAAGGAGAACCUCAUCUUCAGCCCUGCCCCUUAGGAUACUUCAAGGUAUGCGUACAGUAGCAGCAGCUUCUGAAUCAGAAAAUGGUGGAAAUGGAAGUGGUAGAAUGAUCUUGUUUGAUCCAAUCAAUGAUGAAGCCUUGGUUGUCCAAGGCUCAUUUGAUGUUACUAACCGUGUUCAUACUCAUAACCCAAGUCAUAGGUCUGCCGGCUCCUUUGGUGAUUACAUCAUGGGACCUGGUUGGGAUCUUUUGUUGCAGUAUUUGUCUGAGAAUGACCCAAACCGACAUGGAACUCUACCAGCUUGGAAGGAAGCAGUUGAAGCAAUGCCAACUGUUACUGUAAAUGGCAAUGUGCAGUGUGCAAUAUGUUUGGAGGAUAUUGAGAUUGGAAAUGAAGCAAAAGAGAUGCCGUGUGAGCAUAAAUUCCAUGAUGGGUGUAUUAUUCCUUGGCUUGAACUUCAUAACUCUUGUCCUGUCUGCCGGUUUCAGUUGCCGUUGGACGAUUCCAAGACCGAGCCAAAUGGCAACAGGAAUACUGGCAGGAUAGGAACUGGAAGAAGGUAUUGGAUCCCUAUUCCAUGGCCUUAUGAUGGUUUAGUCACCUUACCCGGUUCUCAAAGUGAAUCCACUUCACCUCCCUCAUUAGAGGCUAUUCCAGGAAGUGAAAAUGCAGCUCAGGGAGAUGAUAACUGAACAUUUUUAUGCAUAUAUUAGUCUGCAAUAGAGCUGAUCAUGGGCUGGGCGGCCCGGCCCGGCCCGAAGGCCCGUCCGAAAAAUGAGAGGGUUUAGGUAAAAAUAUAAGCCCGAAAAAUGGGCUUGGGCAAAAAAACGAGGCCCGUUUAGAAAACGGGCCGGGCCUCGAGUAAGAGUUUUUUGGCCCGGGCCCGGCCCAAAUUAUAUAUUAAUAUAUAUUUUUUAUUUUAUUUUUAAUUAUUUUAAAUUUUUAAUAUAACUAUUUUUUAUUAUAUUAUUAAUUUGUGUAUUGUUUUAAGAAUUGUUUUAGUAUUAUUUUUAUUUGUUUUAAUAUUUGUUUUUAUGUUUUUAAAUAUAUUUAAUUUAUUAUAUUUUUAAA
Molecule: messenger RNA, 1261 nt
Organism: Gossypium arboreum
Lineage: Eukaryota; Viridiplantae; Streptophyta; Magnoliopsida; Malvales; Malvaceae
Product: E3 ubiquitin-protein ligase SIRP1-like
Exons: 2
Coding region: 1-882 (293 amino acids)
Biological process (GO): protein ubiquitination
Cellular component (GO): cytoplasm
Molecular function (GO): ubiquitin protein ligase activity
Source: RefSeq, a predicted model, not a curated record